Nanorana parkeri is the source of this 1182-nucleotide messenger RNA. Its product is annotated as zona pellucida sperm-binding protein 3-like. The record is from RefSeq and is a predicted model, not a curated record. NCBI's taxonomy places the organism in Eukaryota, Metazoa, Chordata, Amphibia, Anura, Dicroglossidae. Gene Ontology annotation, cellular component: extracellular matrix. The transcript has 8 exons. Gene Ontology annotation, biological process: binding of sperm to zona pellucida; positive regulation of acrosome reaction; egg coat formation. Bases 1 to 1182 code for a protein of 393 amino acids. Gene Ontology annotation, molecular function: acrosin binding.
AUGCCGCAGGUGGUUGGGAGAUCGCCUGUCGGGGUUCAGUGUGGAGAGGACGGCAUGGUGAUUACUGUCCAGAGAGAUCUCUAUAGAAAUGGGAAGCUGGUGAAACCCUCUGCUCUGAGCCUGGGACCCCAACGCUGCCAGCCAACCACCCAAAGCACUGAUACAGUCAUCUUCCAGGUUGGCCUUCAGGACUGUGGCAAUGAUUUGCAGAUGACUCCAGACUGGAUGAUCUACUCCACCAAUCUUGUCUACAGCCCAACCUCUUCCACAAAUGUCCCCAUUACCAGGACAAGCUCUGCAGUCAUGCCAAUUCGUUGCUACUAUACCAGGUAUGCCAAUGUGAGCAGCAAGGCUGUCAGACCAACAUGGGUUCCAUUCAUCACCACAGUCUCCUAUGAGGAGAAAUUAAACUUCUCCCUGACUCUGAUGGCUGAUGACUGGAGUGGCCCCAGAGAUUCCACUGUCUUCCAAUUGGGGGAAAAAAUCUACAUAGAAGCCUCUGUGGGCAUUGAAAACCAUAUUGACAUGAUCCUGUUUGUCGACAGCUGUGUGGCCACCAUAACUCCUGAUCCCAACUCUUCUCCUCGCUAUGAAAUCAUUAACGCCAAUGGGUGCUUUGUGGAUGGAACACAAGAGGAUUCUUCUUCAGCCUUCAUCUCUCCAAGAACCAGUCCUGGCAGUCUGCAGUUCACUGUUGAUGCUUUCCGAUUCCUGGAUGUGGAUUUGUCUAUGAUCUUUAUCUCCUGUCAACUGAGAGGUGCUGCAGCCACCCAAGUCCCUGACCACAUGAACAAAGCCUGUUCCUACAGCAAAGCCACAAAGAGAUGGUCUGCGGUGGAAGGCCCCGAUAACAUCUGCCAGUGCUGUGAAACAGGAUCCUGCAGUGCCCCGUCUGAUGGAAGCGGGUAUUGGGGCUCAUUUGGAAGACCAAGAGGACACUGGAAGAGGGAUGUUGGUCCUCAAGAAGAAUGUGGCCAGGCCAUUCUUGGCCCGCUCCUGGUGACUGGAGAACCAAGUCUGCCAUCCAUCAGAACAGGGCUUGGUCAGGCUUUCAGUAUGUCCUCCGAGUCCAAACCUGUAGAGCCGGCAGUAUUGGUGGCUGUGGCUUCCAUCAGUCUAGUGCUUGUUGCUGCUGUGGUCACUUUAAUUGGAAAAUGUGUCCUGAGCAGAUUGUCCUCCUGA